UUUACCCAGUUGGGUUCGGCUCUGGCCUUUCAGCCGACCCGCCAAACAGACAUCAAGUGAUGAACCGACAGAACCGGAGCUGCUAAAGCUUAAAGCUUUUUCUCCUUCGCGGUCUCUCCUUAUUACGAAAACCCUAAUUCUAGCCCUAACCCUAACCCCCAAUUCCAAACCGUGAAUUUCUAAUAAAGACGUCGAAUAGAAGAAGAAGAAAGAGAUGGACUCCCAAUUCCAUCACAAUUACUUCGAGAGGCGCCCAAUCUUCCGAUCCAAGACUCCCGCUGUCAAAUGGUUCAAAGAAUGGGUUCCACAAGAUGUUGUAGCAACAGGUGGAAAGUGCUCUCUAAUGAAAUGGGUCACAGCGGAUACAUUAAAGGCUUUGAAUGAGAAAUCAAAGAAAACAGUGGCUCCAGAGCCAGAGCCAGAACCAACAACCGAAGUGCUUUUUCUUUGCAGCUAUGAUGGCUGUGGGAAGACCUUUAUUGAUGCUGGUGCCUUGAGGAAGCAUUCUCACGUCCAUGGGGAGAAACAAUAUGUUUGUCACUAUGAGGGUUGUGGAAAGAAAUUUUUGGAUAGUUCAAAGUUGAAAAGACACUUUCUUAUUCAUACUGGAGAAAGGGAUUAUGUAUGCCCUCAUGAAGGCUGUGGUAAGGCCUUCUCCCUGGAUUUCAACCUUAGAUCGCACAUGAAAACACAUUCGCAAGAGAACUAUCAUAUCUGUCCAUACCCAGACUGUGGAAAGAGAUAUGCACAUGAGUACAAGCUUAAAAACCACAUUGUAGCUCACCAUGAAAAGAUGCCCAUCGACGAGCCAGUUUCUGUGCCAAAAUAUGCCACCCCACCUGCAGAGAAGCAAAUCAGAACUCCGAAGCCUGCUUAUAGCAAUGCAUCAUUGGAUCGCCCUUAUGCUUGCCCAUAUGACGGGUGUAGUAAGGCGUACAUCCAUGAAUACAAGCUUAAGCUGCAUCUCAGGAGAGAGCAUCCUGGCCAUGUGUCUGAUGAGAAUGCAGAGAAUCCUGCUAAUAAUGCUCAUAACGAGAUGGAUGAAGCCAGUGAUCAAGAUGCCUAUGCUGGAAAACGUAUGAAUGGCAAGAGCCAGAAACAAAACAGGCCCAAACCUAACUUGAAGUACCCGCCUGCCAAAAUUGCUCAGCGUAAAGGCUCAACUCCAUCUCCUGCACCUAUGAACACAAUGAAGAAACCCUGGCCGAUCAAAGAAGAUGUUUACGACGAAGAAGACAGUGAAGAAACAGAGGAGGACCGUGACAAUGUCGAAGAUGGUUGGAGGUACGGUGAAAACAAUGACGACGAUGAUGAGGAAACGGAGGAUGAAGACUAGAUAGUAGAUAUUCGUGGAGGCUCAUUUUCAUUUAUUACUUUUUUUGUCAAUUUUCUUCUUAAAAAAAUGGAGUUGGAGGCACUUUGUAUGUAAAACCCACCUACUGCCAUUUUUAUUUAGGUUCUGUGUUAUGUUCCUUUGGAAGGGACACUGACUAAAGCCUUUGGAGAGUCCAAUCGGAUUGGAUCUGCUCUGAUUCAUGUUUGAUAUGUUAAGUUGUCGGGUUAUCUAUGAAUGAAUAAUUGAAUAAUCUGAUCCUUUAUUUAAGUAAUUUGCCAA
Molecule: messenger RNA, 1615 nt
Organism: Malus domestica (apple)
Lineage: Eukaryota; Viridiplantae; Streptophyta; Magnoliopsida; Rosales; Rosaceae
Product: zinc finger transcription factor YY1
Biological process (GO): regulation of transcription by RNA polymerase II
Cellular component (GO): transcription regulator complex; chromatin; PcG protein complex
Molecular function (GO): DNA-binding transcription factor activity, RNA polymerase II-specific; RNA polymerase II cis-regulatory region sequence-specific DNA binding
Source: RefSeq, a predicted model, not a curated record